Propithecus coquereli (Coquerel's sifaka) is the source of this 2298-nucleotide messenger RNA. It is a transcript of the gene CARF, whose product is annotated as calcium responsive transcription factor. The transcript is spliced from 15 exons. The record is from RefSeq and is a predicted model, not a curated record. Gene Ontology annotation, biological process: regulation of transcription by RNA polymerase II. Gene Ontology annotation, cellular component: nucleus. Gene Ontology annotation, molecular function: DNA-binding transcription factor activity, RNA polymerase II-specific; RNA polymerase II cis-regulatory region sequence-specific DNA binding. Lineage: Eukaryota; Metazoa; Chordata; Mammalia; Primates; Indriidae. The coding region runs from base 1 to 2298 and encodes 765 amino acids.
AUGGACUCCAGGAAUUCUUCCUUUGGACAAAAUGAUACUCCUACAGUUUUGCCCAUCACUACUUCUGAAGCAAAUAAUUCACUCACAUCACAGAAUAUACUAGGGCCCCUGACUCAGACCCAGACUCUUUCUGCAGAGCAAUUCCAUCUAGUGGACCAAAAUGGGCAACCUAUUCGGUACGAACUUCAGUCAUUGGGGGAUUCUAAUGGACAAAUGAUGAUCGUUGCCAGCCCUUCAGAAAAUGGACAGGUAUUUCGUGUAAUUCCAUCUACCCAGACAGGAAUGGCACAAGUGAUUUUACCUCAGGGGCAGCUUGUGGAUGUGAAUAGUCCUCAGGAUGUCUCUGAAGAGAAACCCAAUGACAGAAACUUACCAACUGUAAGAAUAAAUGCUUUAGCAGACAAUACCGGUAGUUAUAUUCUUCAUCCACAAACAUCCCUCACAUUGCCCAAAAAGUCAGUGGCCAGGGUUUUAAAAUUCACUAUUAUAGGCUGGCCACAGUGGCUCAUACCUAUUACUCCUAUUUAUUCAUGUGAUUUAUUUUACAUGCAGAAAAUUGGAGAUUCAUAUCGUGGCUACUGUGUAAGUGAGACCGAAUUAGAAAGUGUCCUAACAUUUCACAAGCAGCAAACACAGAGUGUUUGGGGGACCCGCCAGUCUCCAAGCCCAGCCAAGCCUGCUACACGCUUGAUGUGGAAAUCCCAGUAUGUCCCAUAUGAUGGAAUCCCAUUUGUCAAUGCAGGGAGUAGAGCUGUGGUAAUGGAGUGUCAGUAUGGGCCAAGGAGAAAAGGUUUCCAGUUAAAAAAAAUCAGUGAGCAGGAAAGCAGGUCCUGUCAGCUCUACAAAGCCACUUGUCCAGCUCGGAUUUACAUUAAAAAGGUACAGAAGUUUCCCGAAUAUAGAGUUCCUACAGACCCCAAAAUUGAUAAGAAAAUAAUCAGAAUGGAGCAGGAGAAAGCCUUUAACAUGCUAAAGAAGAACUUGGUAGAUGCUGGUGGUGUUCUUAGGUGGUAUGUACAGUUACCUACACAGCAAGCUCAUCAGUAUCAUGAAUUGGAGACUCCCUGCCUCCCUUUGUCACCUUCCCCUUUUCCUGUGUCUUCUCUUGAAGAAGAAACUACAGUUAGAGAUGAGAAUUGUGCAUUACCCUCACGUUUACAUCCUCAAGUCGCACAUAAGAUUCAAGAAUUAGUAUCACAGGGAAUAGAACAAGUGUAUGCAGUAAGGAAACAGCUAAGAAAGUUUGUGGAAAGGGAAAUGUUCAAAGCUGAUGAGGUACCUGAAAGACAUAAUUUAUCUUUUUUUCCAACUGUAAAUGAUAUCAAAAAUCACAUCCAUGAGGUACAGAAAUCCUUGAGAAAUGGAGAUACAGUAUAUAACUCAGAGAUUAUUCCAGCAACGCUUCAGUGGACUACAGACAGUGGGAAUAUUCUCAGAGAAACUGUGACAGUUACAUUUGCAGAAGGAAAUUCACCACAAGAAUCAGUUACCACCAAAGCAGGAACAAAUCAGACAGGAAGUUCUUUGUCUCAUGAGCCAACCCACUUGCUCUCCUCACUUUCCUCAUUUCAGCCAAAAAUAUUUACACAGCUACAGGGUUUGCAGUUACAACCAAGGUUCUCCUCUUCUGAUGCAUCACCAGCUCUGAUAUCAGUAAAUAACCACCCCUCCUCCAGUCCUUCAAGACUUCUGGAUUCAACAGGAAGUGCUGUAAUGAAUAAUAAUUCUCUACUGCUUAGUCAAAGUCAUAGCCUUCAAACAGAUACAUGCCUAACCCAAAACAAUAGUACUGCCUCUACCAUGGGUAACCUUCCAGGACCGGAUCAAAAUCUAGUUGCAAUGGAUCAGCUAGUUGAAGUUGGAGAUGUUGAGGAUACGGGGAAUCUGGAAGGAAGUGUUCAUCGGAUUCUGUUGGGAGAUGUGCAGACCAUUCCAAUACAGAUUAUAGACAACCACCGAGCUCUUAGAAAAUUGAAAAUUAAGUGGAACAUAGAAGAAAAUCUAAUUAUCACACUGGACAAUGACAUUAAGGUGAAAUCUGGAUCCCCAAACAAAAGAGGACUAGAGGAAAUGACGCCACCAGCCGAAAGCUCGGUGGCCGGUUCCCAGCAGGGGCGGGGCGUUGACGUCAGCACGCCUGCCCUCCUCCUAGUCCAGCUGAGGAAAGGCCGACCUCAGUGCCUGGGCUGGCGCCAGUCGCGGAAAGGGCUGCAAGAGCCCUGUCGACUGCGGCUGCGCAGGUAUGUUGGGGCGGGGCUUCAGGUCACCCCGCCCCUCUCCAACCUACGCUACCAUUGA